Messenger RNA from Anolis sagrei ordinatus, 2158 nucleotides. It is a transcript of the gene DCUN1D1, whose product is annotated as defective in cullin neddylation 1 domain containing 1. The record is from RefSeq and is a predicted model, not a curated record. Gene Ontology annotation, cellular component: ubiquitin ligase complex. Gene Ontology annotation, biological process: protein neddylation. Gene Ontology annotation, molecular function: cullin family protein binding; ubiquitin-like protein binding; ubiquitin conjugating enzyme binding. NCBI's taxonomy places the organism in Eukaryota, Metazoa, Chordata, Lepidosauria, Squamata, Anolidae.
CCUUCCCCUUCUCCCUCCUUCCUGCUGCUGCUGCGAGUGCGCCUCCGCCGGCCCGGGAGGGGAGAGCGAGGCCUGCGCGGAGAAGCAGCAGCAGCAGCCGGAGCAGACGCCGCCGCCGCCGCCGCCGCAGCCCCCACCAUGAACAAGUUGAAGUCAUCACAGAAAGAUAAAGUUCGACAAUUUAUGAUCUUCACACAGUCCAGUGAAAAGACCGCUGUGAAUUGUCUAUCUCAGAAUGACUGGAAGUUAGACGUUGCAACAGAUAACUUUUUUCAAAACCCUGAACUGUAUGUACGAGAAAAUGUUAAAGGAUCAUUGGACAGAAAGAAGUUAGAACAGCUAUAUAAUAGAUACAAAGAUCCUCAAGAUGAGAAUAAAAUUGGCAUAGAUGGUAUACAGCAGUUUUGUGAUGACCUUGCGCUUGACCCUGCCAGUAUUAGUGUAUUGAUUAUUGCCUGGAAGUUCAGAGCUGCAACACAGUGUGAAUUCUUAAGGAUGGAAUUCAUGGAUGGGAUGACAGAACUAGGAUGCGACAGCAUAGAAAAGCUAAAGGCCCAGCUUCCCAAAAUGGAACAAGAAUUGAAAGAACCGGGAAGAUUUAAGGAUUUUUAUCAGUUUACGUUCAACUUUGCAAAGAAUCCAGGGCAGAAAGGUUUAGACUUAGAAAUGGCCAUCGCUUACUGGAAUUUAGUACUUCAUGGAAGAUUUAAAUUCCUAGACUUGUGGAACAAAUUUUUAUUGGAACAUCAUAAAAGAUCUAUACCGAAGGACACUUGGAACCUCCUUCUAGACUUCAGCGCGAUGAUAGCAGACGAUAUGUCAAAUUAUGACGAGGAAGGAGCGUGGCCAGUUCUUAUUGAUGACUUUGUGGAAUUUGCACGCCCUCAGAUCGCUGGCAUGAAAAGUACGACAGUGUAGCGCUAAAUGGACCUUCUAGAGUGUACAUAGCCUGUACAAAUAAACACACUGGGGGAAAAUUGCACAGUCAAUUUCUGCCAACUGACUGAACAGGACUGAAGACCAAUCCUCAAGAAAUAAAGGCUGAGGGUUGAGGCAAACCUCUAAAGGAUCUACCUUGGACCAUAUCAGACUACGGGUGGUUUGGGCUUCUCUCCUAGCCUGGGCCAUUCUGACCGAUUUGAAAACUCCAGCAUUGUGGAUAUCAUCCUUUUUGGGUUGCUUUUUUUUAAAACCGAACAUCUGAUCCUUUCCAUAAAUCUUAAAAAUGUUUUUUUGGAUGGUUCUUCUGAAAUAUCCGAUUCCACCUAAAGCACAUGCUGUCUUCACCAAGCAAGCUCUGGCAUGAGAAUUUCACAGAUCAGCGUCACAACCUGACCGUUUUAGUUUCAUUUUGUUUUUUUAAAGGGUCUUCAAAUAACAUGCGCUUGGGCUAGCGGGAAAGACCACACUGAGAGUAUCCUAAAACAGUGAUAUGUGGUUUCCUAAGGUCUACGCAGUUGUCAGCAUGAAUGGCGAGGUUGCCGCCUCCAUUUCAAAGCAGGUGUUGAAAGCAAAACUUGCCGUGUUCUCCCCCUUCAAUAUCAGGCUCUCCAGCUGUACAGGUGCUUGACUUUCCAUGUUUGAAACACAACAGAGGUACAGGGCACUUUGAAGUGCUGGUAUUUUAAUGAUUUUUGGUCAGAGACACUGGGUGCCUAAUGUUGAAAGUCGAACCAUUCUGUAGGGUUCUUGGUCGCUGGGCCAUGUGAUGUUUUACCGAGUCUCCACCCGUUCCUGCACUCUUCCUCCUCUUGUUCCCAUGUUCCUCUGAACGACUUCCUAUAUAUCUUCCAGCUCUAGCCACCUGAAGGAUCACAAUCUCACACGUACAGUCUCCGUCUGCAAUAGUGGCACCUCCAACCCCAUCCCUCCAUUUUGCCUUUCGGUUCAAUCUUAUACUAUUACUUGGGACGGAGUCAAGUAAUGGCUUUCUGGAAUUGGAACACUUCAUGGAAAUGGAGUUAGUGAGUGCGUCUGCCAUUGUUCACAUAACUCUGUGUAUCUGUCCAUUUUUUUAAACAACCAGAUGGACAGAGUUUCGGCGAAAUGGGCUCUGUGCCAUUUCUAAUUUCCAAUAUUUUCUAAAAACAAGGGCCGGCCAGUUUUAAAUUGCUCCCAACCGCUCUCCAAGUUGCUCAAUAAAAUUUUGUAACCUUGA